GCCCCAGCACAGCGGCAGUCCAGUGGGCUGAGGACAAAAGAUCUGCUAUUUUUUCAUCAACCUUCCACCUCGUAGACCUGGGCCUAAUCGCUGGGACAAAGAUGGUGGGUGCAAAGGCCAUAGCAGGCCCCAGCACCUCCCUUCACCUGACACAGCAAGACAGUGAAGUCUGCAGUGUCAUAGUGAAACCUCCCUUCUAUCAGGUGUCCGGCUGUAGAUCUGUUCCCUGUACCUGCUGCUGCCAUUCUAGGUGGCCUCAUCUCACAGAGUCCACUUACAGCCGCCUGUUCUACAUCCUCCUCCAUGCAGGGGCCUCAGCAGUCUGCUGUCUCCUGUUGUCAAGAACUGUAGUGGAGAGGGUAUGGGGUAAAACACAUGGGAUCCAGAUGCCUUCAGGGUUGUGUGCCCAUCUGUUUGGCCACUCUCACUGCCCAGUGCUCAGUGGCUCUGGGGCUGUGUACCGAGUUUGUGCAGGAACUGCCACCUUCCACCUGCUGCAGGCUGUGCUGCUGGUCCACCUCCACUCCCCUACCAGCCUGCGGGCACACCUGCAUAAUAGCUUCUGGCUCCUCAAACUACUGUUCCUGCUAGGUAUCUGUGCUGUUACCUUCUGCAUCCCUGACGAGCAUCUCUUCCCAGCUUGGCAUUACAUUGGCAUUUGUGGAGGCUUUACAUUCAUCCUGCUGCAGCUGGUGCUUAUCACAGCCUUUGCCCAUUCCUGGAAUAAGAACUGGCAAACAGGUGCAUCCCAAGACUGCCGCUGGUUCCUAGCCAUGCUGCUGGCCACCCUAGGAUUCUACAGCAUGGCAGGUGUGGCAGCUGUGUUCCUGUUCCACUACUACACGCACCCAGCUGGCUGCCUGCUCAACAAGAUACUGCUUAGUCUGCACCUUUGUUUCUGUGGCCUCCUCUCCUUCCUCUCCAUUGCUCCUUGCAUCCGCCUCAAGCAACCGGGCUCUGGCCUUCUACAAGCCUCUAUCAUCAGCUGUUACAUCAUGUACCUGACCUUCUCUGCACUGUCCAGCCGACCUCCAGAGAGUGUAAUCCUUCAAGGAGAGAAUCAUACUCUAUGCCUGCCUGGCACAAGUAUAACGGAACCUCAAACACCAGAUACCUCCCUGGCAGUGUUGAGUGCUGGCAUCAUGUAUGCUUGUGUGCUUUUUGCUUGCAAUGAGGCUUCCUACCUGGCUGAGGUUUUUGGGCCCUUGUGGAUCAUCAAGGUUUACAGCUAUGAGUUCCAGAAGCCCUCACUCUGUUUCUGUUGCCCUGAAACAGUGGAGGUAAAGGAAGGGCAAGGGGAAGGAGCUGCCAGGCCAGAUGACCAAGAGACCUCUCCAGUUCCUCCAGUGCAAGCCCAGCACCUUUCCUACAGCUACUCUGCCUUUCACUUCGUCUUCUUCCUUGCAUCCCUCUAUGUCAUGGUUACCCUUACUAAUUGGUUCAGCUAUGAGGGAGCAGAACUGGAAAAGACCUUCACCAAGGGGAGCUGGGCUACCUUCUGGGUCAAGAUUGCCUCAUGCUGGGCCUGUGCACUCCUCUAUGUGGGGCUGCUACUGGCACCACUCUGUUGGCCCCCCACCCAGGACCCCAAGCCGCCGCCUAUCUUUAUGCAACACUGCCAUCGUAUUAGUGUUGCCAGAUAGUAAACAUCCAGUUUAGAUACUUUUAACAAAGCUGGUUCCUUUGAGGCUAUGCUCCUAGUCUUGGUUCAGGGGAACUGUACAGCCCAGCAAAUACCUCAAGGACAUAAUGGGCAGUUACCUUGUUUAGGCUGAAGUCAAUAUUAUGUCUGAAUUGGAAAAAGUGGUUAUAUAUACCCUAAUGCCCUGGGCAAGUAUCUGACUCACUAGAGCUACCAUUAUAUCUUCACCCUAACUGAAGAGCCUGACUCCCAAGUUAGCAGCUCAGGGAACCACUGCUAACCCCAGCAUAGAGUGUGAUACCAGCCCUUUCCUGGCUCUCAUGGUGGAGAUGAGGGCAGGGGAAAAACCAAGAGGGACUGAAGACUCAUUUGGCUCUGCCCUUGGAGAUAAAAAGAAACAAGCAAUUCAGCCCUGGGCACAGGGAUAUAAGAAGCCCAGAACAAACCCCGGACACAGGAAGAAAAGAACAGACACUACCCUAGGUUUUAAUCCUGAUCUUAAGGUCAAAGUAGUGGGAAGACAAAAACCACCCUCACUUCAUGAGGAAUGAAAGAAGACAAUGUGAACACUUGAAAGCAACUGACUGUAAAGUCAGUGAGCAGCAGGCUUUUGGGGCCCACCUUCAAGCAGGCAAACAAACUGAGAAAGAAUAAGGAAGAAGGGCAUAAACUUGGGUCUUGGAGCCUUCCUCCUUAGGCCCUCAACUCCAUCCCUGGGAUGGUGUUUAAGGUCUAAGUAGUGGACAAAAAUUACAGAAAAGAAGUCCCUAUGGUUCUUAGAAGAGUCUUCUACCACAUUCCCAGAGUGCUUGUCUGUUUGUUAUAGUAAUAAUAAAGAACUUUUCCCUGAUA
This is a messenger RNA of Phyllostomus discolor (pale spear-nosed bat), 2494 nucleotides long. RefSeq names its product serine incorporator 4 (gene SERINC4). Bases 102 to 1643 code for a protein of 513 amino acids. The transcript is spliced from 12 exons. The record is from RefSeq and is a predicted model, not a curated record. Gene Ontology annotation, cellular component: membrane. Lineage: Eukaryota; Metazoa; Chordata; Mammalia; Chiroptera; Phyllostomidae.